AUGGAGCCCGCGGCCACCACCAGCAUCCAGGUGCUGCUCCAGGCGGCCGAGUUCCUGGAGCAUCGGGACCACCGCGACCCGCCCGGCCUGGCCGAGGCCGAGCACGGCUACGCCUCACUCUGCCCCGCCCGGUCGCCGGGCCGUGAGCAGCGUCAGGUGAGCGGCGGGAGAGUGGGUGGGUGGCGGUCGCCGGCGGCGCCGGUGCUGAUCGCCGGCGGCUCUUCCUCCCGCAGGUCGGUGCACAACGCGCUGGAGAAACACAGGAGAGCCCAGCUCCGGUGCUGCUUGGAGCGGCUGAAGCAGCAGGUGCCGGUGGCGGCGGGGCCGGCCCGUCCCACCACGCUGAGCCUCCUGCACCGUGCCCGCCUUCACAUCCAGAGGCUGGAGGAGCAGGAGCUGAGGGCACGGAGGGCCAAGGACCGGCUGCGAGACCGGCAGCGGAGCCUGCGGCGGCGGCUGGAAUGGCUGCUCCUACCCACCGACGGGGAACGGGCACGGGCUGACAGCCUAGACUCAUCCCAGCUCUCAGAGCCCUCCGAGGGAGAGGAUGCCGAGGUAGAGGUGGAUGGUGUGGUGUUCGGUGGGGACCUGCUGCACGCCUUCGGCACCGGGAGGGACCACAGCUACUCCAGCCUCCACAGCCCGGAAUCCUGACAAUGCCCACUGCCUUCCCUGCACUGCCUGCCUGCCUCCUUCCUGCUGGAAAUGCAGCCUCCUCGGCCUCAUCACAGCCAGGAUAAGGGGCCACAGGUGGGGGUGAGCACCCAGCUUGGCCCCCAGCAGCUGGGCUGCUGGGCAGCACUGGCUGUGGCACUGGGUGCACGGGGCUGGCACCGCACUGUGGCACCCACUGUGAGUGCACUGCAAAGCACUGGGAGAGGCACUGGAAGAGGGCCCAGCUGUCAUGGGGAAACCCUCACGCCUCCCCCUGUGCACCGCCAGGCAUGUGGCAGUGCUGCUCACUGCAGACAUGGCUACAGGAGGGCUGUCCCACCCCUGGAGAGACAGAAAGGGGAAACAAGUGCAUUAAGCAAUCUGCCUUCAUGCUCCCACAGGCACCCCGCUCUUUUGUACAGACCCCACACUUUUAUAGUAAAGG
This is a messenger RNA of Pipra filicauda (Wire-tailed manakin), 1099 nucleotides long. It is a transcript of the gene MXD3, whose product is annotated as MAX dimerization protein 3. Gene Ontology annotation, molecular function: protein dimerization activity; DNA-binding transcription factor activity, RNA polymerase II-specific; RNA polymerase II cis-regulatory region sequence-specific DNA binding. Gene Ontology annotation, biological process: regulation of transcription by RNA polymerase II. The record is from RefSeq and is a predicted model, not a curated record. Lineage: Eukaryota; Metazoa; Chordata; Aves; Passeriformes; Pipridae.